AUGAAGCAUUCAUCAACUGCUGCUCAAUCAAAUAUGGGAAUGGGAAUGAAAAUUGAUUCUCUUUUCGAAGACUUAUUGAAUGUGACAGCGGAAGAUUUCAAUUGUGAAACGUCAGAACGAGGCUUAGGAAUGGGCGUGAUGGAAAUGAAAAACGAAAAGAAAAAAAUGGAAAAUUUUCCUGUUGUAGUCUUCAUCCAUAUGUUACUUGUGACAAAUCUCUUGACCAAUGCUUUAGUCAUGACUUUUGAUGAAGUGAAUAAAAAUUAA
Molecule: messenger RNA, 267 nt
Organism: Clunio marinus
Lineage: Eukaryota; Metazoa; Arthropoda; Insecta; Diptera; Chironomidae
Source: the annotation of a GenBank genome assembly